Molecule: messenger RNA, 1251 nt
Organism: Sphaeroforma arctica JP610
Lineage: Eukaryota; Ichthyosporea; Ichthyophonida
Exons: 8
Coding region: 1-1251 (416 amino acids)
Molecular function (GO): NADH dehydrogenase activity
Source: RefSeq, a predicted model, not a curated record
AUGAAAUUUCCGCAGUGUGCUGUUGAUACGCGCUGCAUCAUCGAACCCAUCCGUGAGUACUGCCGCCGCUCCAACGCCAAGCACGCCAUCUUCUACGAGGCCGAGUGUUUGCAUAUCGACGAAAAGAACAACAAGAUCAAGUGCAAGCGUACACCUCAGGGAGUGUACUCGGAGAAGGGCCCAUGGAAUGAGUUUGAGUUGGAUUACGAUUACCUCGUCGUGGCCACGGGUACACAGUCCGCCACAUUCGGCAUUCCGGGUGUGAAGGAGAAUGCACUGUUCAUGAAGGUGGCCACCGACGGUCGCAAACUGCGCGGUCGUAUCAUCGACUCGCUCGAAUCCGCAAACAUCCCUGGUGCCACUGAUUUGCAAAGCUUGUUGCACUUUGUAGUGGUAGGCGGCGGACCCACCGGUGUAGAGUGUGCUGCAGAGCUCCACGACUUUGUGGCCAACGAGGUGAAGGAGUUCUUCCCCGAUCUCGCGGACAAGGUAUCCAUCACGCUUAUCGAGGCCCUGCCCCACGUGCUGUCUAUGUUCUCAAAGAGUUUGGUUGAGUAUGCCGAGCAGAAGUUCCACCGUGACAGCAUCGAUGUGCUGACACGCACACUGGUGACCAAGGUGGAUGAGACCCAUGUGUACGUGAAGAAUCUCGAGUCCGGCGAGACUUCCAAAAUGCCCUACGGAACUCUGUUGUGGGCUUCUGGAAUUGCGACACGCCCCGUUAUUGCCGAGCUGAUCAAGAACCUGGGCGAAGAGGCAGGACAAAAAUCACCACGUGCACUGUCGGUGGACGGGCACAUGAAAGUUCUGGGUACUAGAAAUAUCUUUGCCCUGGGUGAUUGCGCGUUUAUGAACUUACCUCCCACGGCCCAGGUUGCUGCUCAACAGGUAGCGUGUUGUGGAUUUACGGGUAAAUACCUAGGUAGACUGAUCCGCAAAGGACGUAACGCGAUGAUUGGUGACACCAAGAACGGAACCCAUGAGUUCGACAGCUAUGUGGAGAACGCUGAGGAGUUCAACUACAACCACAUGGGCGCAUUCGCCUAUUUGGGAGACAAUGCCGCCAUUGCUGACUUUUCUACGAAAGCGGACGCCGCCGGUGGCAUCCUCGGCACCAGUGCUGGCACAACUACGUACUUCCUAUGGCGUUCCGUGUACUUUUCGAAGCUUUUAUCGUUCCGAAACCGAGUUCUACUGGGUGUAAACUGGGUUUUCACAGAAAUUUUCGGACGUGAUACCAGCAGAAGAUAA